Molecule: messenger RNA, 2290 nt
Organism: Salmo salar (Atlantic salmon)
Lineage: Eukaryota; Metazoa; Chordata; Actinopteri; Salmoniformes; Salmonidae
Gene: spdya
Product: speedy/RINGO cell cycle regulator family member A
Biological process (GO): positive regulation of cyclin-dependent protein serine/threonine kinase activity
Molecular function (GO): protein kinase binding
Source: RefSeq, a predicted model, not a curated record
UUGCGGAGGCGCACUAAUGGAGGUCCGAGGUGAAAUUGAAGGUGGCGAUUUGGGAUUAAACCUUGGUCUCUACACAUCGUAGGCGGGUUUUCUCCCUGUUCAAUUGCCCGUCUGUAAACGACAUUGUGCGGUUCUGAUAAAAACCAGUUCCAUGUUUGACGUAUCUUCAAGCGCGCUCCCGUCAAGCAGUUAGUUAGUCGCCCGCAUCUGUUUGAGAUAGCACGAGGAGACACCUUUCAGUUCACCAGUUUCCCCCUCAUUAAAUAAUUGUUUACUGAAAUAACCAUACACAUACCAAUUACCCAGUUGAUACACUUUUACUCGAAUAACAACUGCUUUCUUUGCCCUGUCACAACAACAUAGCAGCUAACGGAAGUUAGCCAGCUAGUUACUGUAGCAUAGGACGAUCUGAGGAAACGUUACAGAUUUCUUCAAGUCUUGAUUUUCACGUCUGAAUCUGAGACCACACUACUAUCUGUUCUAAGCAAAGGUCAGGAACACUCCCUCAGAAAACAUUUCACUAGUGACCAUUCAUGAACAAAACAGCAGCAUGAUGAAACACACACACAGCUGGUGCCAGACACCCCCCUCAGUCACGGUGAGAAUCAAACCCAACACAGCACACACCCUCCAGAUCAAGAGAGGCCUGAGGCUGAAGAGACCCAACCUGCAAGUGGCCCAGGGGCCUCCAGGCAAGAGUCAACCCAGCCAAAGUCAUGUCGAGGCCACAAAGGGCAAAAUCAUAUGGGGCCCGACGCUUGUCAUUCAACGAGACGAGAUGGCAGCCUUCUUCAGACUUUUUGAUGACGAUUUGAUACAAGACUUUCUGUGGAUGGACUGCUGUUGCAAAGUCACAGACAAGUACCUUCUAGCCAUGGCGUUUGUCUACUUCAAGAGGGCUCGCUUCAGUAUUGGCGAGCACAACAGAACAAACUUUUUCAUUGCACUAUACCUAGCCAACACCAUGGAGGAGGAUGAGGAGGAGAGCAAAUACGAGAUCUUCCCAUGGGCGCUGGGCAAGACCUGGAGGAAGCACUUCCCUCGCUUUCUCAAGCAGCGGGACAAGCUGUGGGCUCGCAUCGAGUACCGGGCUGCAGUCAGCCGCCGCUGCUGCGAGGAGGUGAUGGCCAUCGUGCCUACCCACUUCAUCUGGCAGCGGGAGCGCGCCGAGCACCACAGCGGCGCUCAGCGGUUCUACAUUGGCGACCGGGAGAAGGUACACAUCCCCCGCGGGCCCUCCGCCUCCCCCGCCCCCUGUGCCCUCUGCGCCAAGAGCUCCGGCCUGGGCCUCUCUUCUUCCUCGGACUCUGGAUCCUCAACCUCCCUUUCGUCCUCCCCACUACCCUUUGCCCUGGCCCUCUCCCUGGAGACGACUCCACCCAGGUCCCAGGCUUCAUCCUCCCGCAGACCGGGCGAAAAAAAGACCAAGGUCCAAACCAAGGCCCAGCGCCCCUGCUGCUGCACAGAGGAGGCCCCAAGGAACGAGUCUUAUUGUGGAGCAGGACACGACCCAUCUAUGGACUGGAUCAACGAGGAGUAGAAUAGUACUACAAAAACCAACUCAGGACUACAUUUCCCAACCCUGGUCCUGUGAUGCACUGAUUCCCAACUUGUGCUUUUCAUUCUGUGAAGCAUGUAUUUAGUUUUCAUAAAAUCUAUAGAAUGCCAAUUUACUGCUCUACCUCGAUUAGGUGGUUUAAAUGGAAACUAGCAUCCACAGGGGACUAAAUCCUAUCUUGAGUAUUUGUGUAACUAACUUGUAGUUGUCUCUCAUUUAUCAAGUUAGGAAUUGGUUCAGGGCUUCUUUGAUCAGGGUUUAUAUUGUUGCUUUAGAUAAAGGCAUGUAACAUUUCCCUCAACUGUCCUGACAUGCCAUGAAAUAUGAAACAUUCCAGUUAAAACAUUUGCUUCACUUUGUUCGAUGUAUACUUUUUAUAGACACAACCUGUACAAGGACUUAAGUCAAACUCUCGGGCCUCUGUGUAGUCAAUGUCUUUGCUUUAAAAAAGCUCGUAAAUUCCGUAAAGGUGGACACGGUUGAUUUUUUUCAGAACUGAUUAAUCACUCAAAACACUUAUUUGCUGAAGCACUUCAAGGUCUUGCACAUUGGGCGGAUCCUGUAAUGGAUUUGCGGCGGGAACUGUUGACUAAUUCCUCAAAUCAGCUGGAUGGAUAUGUACAGCAUUUGAUCCAUGAGUGAAGGCUUUAUUGGCCAAUGGGGUUACAGUGGGUAUGUUCUGUGAUACUGACUUGCCAGUCUAAUGGCCUUACAAUAAAGGCUUCUUAUGUC